AUGUCUGCCUCCCCGACCAUCGCAGCUUCUUCCUCCAAGCGCCCGCUUGAGGAUCCUUCAUCACCAACUGGUCGCAAUGACCAGCCUGAUGCCAAGCGCCCUGCGCUGGACAAGAUGGUGAAAGAUGAGCCCAGCACUGACGACAUCGACGUUGCGCUGCCAGUCGAGAGUGAAGUCAUUUCCAUCGAGGACAUCAAGCACGAGGAUGAAGUCAAGCUGGAGGAGGACAGCGCUGAUGCUGUUACUCAGAAUGGCACAGAGAAUAUCCAGGUCGACACCGUUGUACCUGACGCUCCCGCCAUUCUCGAGACCCAGCCAAUUCAGUCAACCUCUGGCGCGAAUGGCCGGCCUGCCAACCCCAACCAGCAAGUGGACGAGACGAAUUGGCUGCAUCUGCGCGCCUGCAUUGGCACCAGUGAAGCUGCAACUAUUAUUGGCAAGGGUGGUGAGAACGUGACUCAAAUUCGACGUCUUUCGGGGGCCAAGUGCACCGUCAGCGACUACUCGCGGGGCGCUGUCGAACGCAUUCUGACCGUAAGCGGCCAAGUUGAUGCUGUGUCCAAAGCAUUUGGCCUGAUUGUGCGCACACUCAACCAAGAGGACCUCGAGACCCCUUCCACCUCCACAUCAAAGGCUUACCCAAUGCGGUUGCUUAUUCCUCACAUCCUCAUUGGCUCCAUCAUUGGUAAAGCUGGAGUCCGUAUCCGUGAGAUCCAGGAGGCUUCCAAUGCAAAAUUGAACGCAUCUGACACCCUCCUUCCAAAUUCUGGCGAGCGUUCAUUGGUCGUUCUUGGUGUCGCUGAUGCUGUGCACAUUGCUGUGUACUAUGUAGCCCAAACCCUAGUCGAGCAGUUGACAGAGCGAUUCGGCGGACCAGCAGCCUCUCAAUACGCAACCCGCAGCGGCAUGGCUGCAAACGUCGUCCCAGGCGGCAUGUCUGUUCAACCGUACGUUCCUCAGCCUGCUGGAGGUCAGUAUUCGCACCCUACCAACUUUCGCCGACAAGAGCCUCCUCAACGCACUCCUGCUCACGGUGGAUAUGGAGCCCCACACAUGCACGGUCAGCCACCGCAAGCAGGACCCUAUGGUCAUCCCAGCAUGCCAUACGGAGCUGGCUCACCAGGUCGCGCCCACUAUGGUGGACCUCAAGGCGCACAGCCCGCUCCUUAUGGCGGCCAUCAUGCUGCAGCGCCUGUUGCACAUGGUGCCGCUCCAAAUCAAGCGCCCGUCGCCAUGCCUGGCCAGCCUCUGACACAGCAAAUUUUCAUUCCCAACGACAUGGUCGGUGCCAUCAUUGGCAAGGGUGGUGCGAAGAUCAACGAGAUCCGUCAGCUCAGUGGCAGUGUCAUCAAGAUCAACGAACCUACGGACAAUAGCAAUGAACGUCUGGUCACCAUCACCGGCACACAAGAGUGCAACCAAAUGGCAUUAUACAUGCUGUACUCGCGACUCGAAUCUGAGAAGCACCGUAUCUAG
Dothidotthia symphoricarpi CBS 119687 is the source of this 1476-nucleotide messenger RNA. RefSeq lists its product as uncharacterized. Gene Ontology annotation, molecular function: mRNA binding. Lineage: Eukaryota; Fungi; Ascomycota; Dothideomycetes; Pleosporales; Dothidotthiaceae. Gene Ontology annotation, biological process: regulation of RNA metabolic process; regulation of gene expression. Gene Ontology annotation, cellular component: cytoplasm; nucleus. The record is from RefSeq and is a predicted model, not a curated record. The coding region runs from base 1 to 1476 and encodes 491 amino acids. The transcript has 3 exons.